AUGGAUAACAGAUAUAAAGAUGGAGAAAGUAAUACUAAUAAUUUGGAAGAAAAUGAUGUGAAUAAUUUUGUUUUAAAAAAUAAAAAUGACAUAGAAAGCAAAUCAGAAAAGCAAUUAAAUGUGAAUGAAAAUUUAAGUAUGUAUAAUUCUUAUUAUCAAAAUGUACUGAAUAUUAAUUAUAAAACAAUAAAUAAUGAAAAAAGGGAUAUAAAAAACGAGCAGAAUGUGCAAAUUAAAAAGUUAAAUGAUAUUAAUAUAGAAAGUAACUAUAAUAUGAAUUCUGCUACUAUUGGUAGUAAAAAUACAUUAAGUAAAAAUAAUAAUAACAUUAAUGGUUUGUUUAAUGAUUUUAGAAAGAAUAAAAAUAAUUUUUUCAAUUCAGAAUCUAAUUAUCUUGAGGAAAAAACAGAUACAAAUAAUUUUGAUGAAGAAAUUAAAACUAAUUCAAAGGAUAAUAUGGAAUGUAUGUUAUUUAAUAAACUUAAUCAUAACACAAAUAAUAAAAUUAGUUCUGAUGAAAAUAAAAAUUUAAAUAAUAUUUAUUCAAAUACGAACUUCUUAAGUGAUACUUAUAAUAAUGAUUCUAAUAAUGAUGUAAAUAAUUGUAACUAUAAUUAUAUUAAUAACGAUAACAGCAAUAAUAUGAGUUGUAACAUAAAUAAUAUGAAUAAAAAUAGAAAUAAUAUAUAUGAUAACUUAAAUAAAUCAAUUAAUGUUAAUGUUUCAAAUAAAAACAUUAAUAAGUUUUGUAGCACAAAUAAUAACAAUAACAAUUAUAAUAAUAAUAAUAAUAGUAUUUAUAAUAAUGCAAAUAUUGUAAGUAAUUCAAAUAAUAACUCUUUUAAAACUUAUAAUCCAAAAAAAAAGACGAAAAAUAUAAAUAAUUUUUUAAAUAUUGAUGUAAAUGCAAAUUCAGAAAAAAAUUCUUCCAUUAUUAAAAAAAAUUGCUAUAUAAAAAAUUAUCUAAAUCUAGAAGGUAAUAUAAAAGGUAGAACUGAUAUUGAGAAUUUUAAUUAUAUUAAAGAAAAUAAGAAAAGUGUAACAAAUAGCAUAAGAUAUAAUGAUAAAGAAAAUAAUAAUUCUAUUUUAGAAAAUAAGAAUAGUACGAAUGUAAUUUUAAACACAUGUAUGAACAAAGUUAAUAAUUAUAAUGAAGAAAAUAUAUUACAACUGAAUAUUAGCAAUGAAGAUUGCUUUAAAUCAUCGAAAAAUUCAAAAAAUAAUGAUUUAAAUAAUGAUGUAGGUAAAACUUAUAUUACUAUAAAAGAAAAUUGCAAUAAAUCAGAAAAAAAAGAAAAUUGUUUUAGUAAGGUAAAUAGCAAUAACUUUCAUAAUAAUGAUAUAUAUGGAAAUGACUAUUAUAAUAAUUGUAAUAGUAACAUUUUUACUUCUCCACAUGAAAAAAAUGAAAAACUACAUAAUAAUUUAAGUUAUGAAAAAAAGUAUAUGAAUAAUAAUUUUUUGAACGAUAGAUAUUUAAAUUAUAUGGAAAGCGAUUAUAAUGAUAAUUCAUUUGAUAUAUGUGAAAUGAAGAAUAUAAAAAAGAAUGACGAAACUAAAAUUGAAAAUAAGGAAGAAUUAAAAGAUUUUUCAAAUGACUAUUUAUUAUUUAAAAAUAAUGAAAAUUCUUUUAAUUAUGAUAUCAACGAUUAUGUUUUACUGAAUAAAAAUUUUAAAAAUUAUAAUGCAUCAGGUGAAAGUAAUGCAAAAGAAAUGAAGACAGAUUGUAUGACAACUGAUAGUACUAUAUAUACGAAUAAUAUUCUUAAUCUACAUAAAAAUAUAGAAGAAGAGAAUGAUGAAAUCUAUCAGAAUUAUAAUUAUUAUGAAAAUGAUAAUAUUAAUAUAAUGCAAAAAGAAAUUGAUGAGGAAAGUUUAAAUAAAAAAAUAAAUAUAGGUAGUAGGGAGAGUAUUUUAAAUGUAAAUAGUUUUGAGAAAAAUUAUGAUUUUGAAGAAAAUUCACAUAUGUACAAGCAUUUAAAUUUUUCUGAUAAUUUAAAUAUGAACAAAAAUUUAUCAUUUUUAAAUUUUGAUGAUACACUUAAUGAAUGGAGGCGUAAGCAAAAUAAUGAUAAUUUUUUGAAAAAGGAAAAUAAUAACAUGAACACAUGUUCAUUUUUUGAGAAAUUAACUUUAAAUGAAAAUGAAAGCUUGGAAAAUGGAAGAGAAAAUAAUGUUUCUAUUUCAAUGUAUGAUAUGCAAGAAAAUAUAAAUGAAAAAAAUUGUUUUAAAUGCACUAUUGAAAACAGUGAUCAAUGCGAUGAUCGUAUGAAGAAAAACAUGCAUAAUAUUAUUAUGCAUAAGAAUAACCUCAAUAGGAAUAUAAAUUUUGAUGUUAGUGAUUUUUGUAGAAAUGCUAAUAAUAUAAGCAAUGAUAAUAUAAAUGCCAGCAAUAAUGAUAAUAGUUUAUGUGAUAAAAAUAUAAAUAAAUAUGUUGAUAAUAAUUAUUUGAAUAACCAUGAAUAUAAUAAUAAUAACAAUAAUUAUAAUCAUGAUAACGAUGUAAAUAUCUCAAAUAACGAAAAUUCAAUUAAAAAUAAUUCAAGUAAUGCUAACAGUAAUAAUAAUUUAAAUAAUAAUACAGAUAACAUAAAUUCAAAUGGAAAUGAUCGUAAUUCCUUUUUUAUGAAAGAAAAUGAUUUUCCAUAUUUAAAAUAUAAAAAUGAAUAUACCAAAAAAUAUAUAGAUGAAAAUAAUUUAAUGUUUCACAAUGAAUUUGACACUUUCGAUAUAAAAGAUAAGAAAAAGGGUUGUGAAAAAAUGAAAAAGAAUAAUUAUGAUAUGAAAUGGAUUAAUAGUAAUUUAUCACCUAAUAAUAAAAAUGAAAUAAACAAUGAAGUUAUUUCCAAUGUUAAUAGUGGAGAUUGUAAUAAUUAUUAUUUGAUUUUAAAUAAUAAAGGGAUAUGUUAUGAUACUAAUAGAAGUGAUUUUCCAAAUGAUUGUGAGGAAAAGUUUGAUGAUAAAAAGAAGAAAAAUAAACAUAAUUUAAAUUAUUGUAAUAUGAAUAAUAAUAGUAGUAACAAUAACAUCAAUGAUAAUAAUAAGAAUAUUAAUAAUAACAAUAACAACCAAAAUAAUAAUAAUAUUAACAAUAACAAUAAUAAUAAUAAUAGCAAUAAUAAUAAUAAUAGUAAUAAUAACGAUAAUAACAAUAAUAGUAAUGAUAAUAAUAAUAAUAAAAAUGUUAAUAAUAACAAUAACAACAAUAAUAAUAGCAGUAAUAAUGAUAAUAGUAAUAAUAACGAUAAUAACAAUAAUAAUAAUGAUAACGUUAAUAUGAGUAAUAAUAAUAAUAUUAAUAUGAGUAAUAGUAAUAACAAUGAUAAUAGUAACAAUAACAUUAAUAUAAAUAAUAAUAAUAAUAAUGAUAAUAGCAUUAAUAAUAAUAGUAGAAAAAAAAAUGUAGAAAUUGAAAAUAAUUUAUAUAUGAAUGACUUUAAUAUUGAUCUACUGAGUUAUAAAAAUAUUAAAUUUGACAAUUUUUCAUAUAAGGGUGAUCUUAUAAGUAAUGAAAAAUCUCCAAACAACUAUUUAAAAUUUUCUUCUAGUAAUUUAUUUAACAAUGAUUAUAAUGAUUGUGAGAAAAAUGCUUUUGGAAAUGAUGUAUUUAAUAUUAAGGAUAAGGAAAAUAACAAUUAUGUUAAUUAUUCGAAACUAAUGAAUAAAGAUAAUAAUUCAAUUAGUAGAUACUGUGAUAACUCAAAGGAAGAAAAUAAUUUAAAUAUAUGUUCUAGUGUGCUUAAUGGAAAUAAUAAUGAUAAAAUUAAUUUGAAGUCUUCUAGAUUUUUAAAAAGUAGCAUUAAUAAUAAUUCUUAUUAUUCAAAUAACGAAAAAAAGGAAACUUAUUGUUUGCCAAUAACAAAUAAUAUAUUAGAACUUAAUAAAAACAUAAAUUUAAUAACAAAUGAAAAAGAAAAAGAAAUCAUUGAUCCAGUUUUUUGUUUAAGUAAAAAAAGUUUUAAAAAUAAUUAUUCUAUGAAUACAGAAAAAUGUAGCAGCAUUCAUAAUAAUUUGAAUGAUAUAAAGAAUGAUGAAAUAAUGUUUAAUAUUAAUAACAAAUACAAUAUGUAUAACAUAAAUAAUGAAAAUAAUAUAUACCAUAUAGAUAAUGAAGAUAAUAUGUAUAACUUGAAUGAUGAAAAUGAUAUAUAUGAUAUGGAUAAUGAACAAAACAUGUAUGACAAUAUAGAAAAUAUGCACCCUACAGAAAAUAACUGUGCGUAUAAUAAACUUAAUAACUUAGAAAAAAAUAAUAAGAAUUUAUAUCUUAUGGAAAAUGAUUAUAUGUAUAAUAACAUAGAUAAUGAUAUAUACAAUGAUAUGAAUAACUUACAAAGUAAUGAAAAUAUAUGUGAUAAUAGAAAUAACAUAGAAAAUAAUUCAGAUGUGUGUGGUAAUAUCGGAGAACAUGGCAAUGCAUGUAACAUGAAUAGUAUUGAAAACAAUAUGGAUUUUAUAUUAGGUGAAAAUGAGGAAGUGGAAAAAGAAUCAAAAGGAAACGUGAAUAAUGAUAAAAUAAAUGAACUUCAAAACAUUAUAAAUAGUUUAAAAUUUAAAAAUAGACAAUUGGAAAAGGAAUUAACUGAUAUAAAGAAUAUGUAUUUAAAAAAGAAGCAGUGUUUAAUAUUAAAUAGUCUAAGUAAUAAAAAUGAUGAUAUUAACAGUUAUUCAACUUUUAAGGACGAUACCAAUAAUUCUGACUGUGAAAGUGCAGUUCAAUCAAGUAAAUAUAUACAGAAUUUUUUAAAUGAUAAAGAGAAGUAUAAUUAUGAUACAAAAAUAUCUAUUCAAAAAUUUCAUUUAGCUUAUACUAAUAAUUCAAUUGGAAAAUUAAAAAUAGCAGCGCAAAGAGAUAUUAGUGGAUCUUUUAUGGGACCUAAAGGAAUACAUGUAAAAACAAUAAAAUCUUCUUUACAUAUUUCUGUUUAUAAAAGUGCAAAAGAUGUAUGGUUUCCUGGAUUUGCUGAUAGUCAUGUUUUUUUAUUAAAAGGAAAUAUAUUUGGAAUUUUAAGAGCAUGCCAGUUAUUAUAUCAUUAUGUAAAAUCGAAAAUGUCUUCUUCGAAAUGCUGCAUUUACCUAGUUGCUCCAUUUGAAUGCGUGCAAAAAUUAUUAGCUGAUGGUUGUAAGAGAAUGGCUAUUAUAAAAGAAGAAUGUGGAGCUGAUGUAAGAUUAGGAAAUUUAUAUGUACAAGUUCAUGAAGGUUUUACUGAAAGAUUAAUGGAAAUAAGAGGAAACGAAGUUAGUGUUGAUUGUGCUUUGGAAAAACUAGUUAUUUUUAUGCAAUCAUGUUUUUCUGUACAGUCAUAUGAUUAUGAACUGUUAAAAUAUCCAUGUCGCUCAGUAUUAAAUUUACAAUAA
This is a messenger RNA of Plasmodium relictum, 5358 nucleotides long. RefSeq names its product conserved Plasmodium protein, unknown function. The transcript has a single exon. The record is from RefSeq and is a predicted model, not a curated record. Lineage: Eukaryota; Apicomplexa; Aconoidasida; Haemosporida; Plasmodiidae. Bases 1 to 5358 code for a protein of 1785 amino acids.